Molecule: messenger RNA, 850 nt
Organism: Eremomyces bilateralis CBS 781.70
Lineage: Eukaryota; Fungi; Ascomycota; Dothideomycetes; Eremomycetales; Eremomycetaceae
Exons: 3
Coding region: 143-802 (219 amino acids)
Source: RefSeq, a predicted model, not a curated record
AUUAAUUUGAUGUUGUACAGAACGGUACAAUUCUGACCCAUUCAGCAGAUCUUAAAAUAUUUGAGAGAGGUACUGUUGUCCGGCUGCUGAGACUGCGUUGUUGAGUAAGUCGCUGACACUGCCCUUUGUCCGAUAUCGCGAGAUGAUGGCUGGUUACACAUGGGAACAAUAUCUCGAAUUCAUCAACGGUGUCCCUCCAGAUCAACAGGAGAUCGAUUUCUUCUCCUCAGUCGGCUGGGUGCGGCCAUAUCUUCAAGUGUCCAGCCCGUUCACGCCUAUUCCAUUCUUCUCCCGCUUCGAAAAGGGAAACAGUAACGACCGGUUCUUCAACAAAAUCAUCAAUACCCCUGGUACAAUAUCAAAUGCACUUGGGUUGGUUAGGAAGGAAAAUGAUUGGGCGACGCGAUUUGCAGUGGCCACGAACAACGGAAAUGCAGGGACAUCUCAAAAACAAAAGGAACCAGACUUCAUUCUCCUCGCUCAUUUGGGCACGGAUUUGAGUGGUUUCACCGACACUGCGCAUGGCGGCGUUCUGGGUGCCCUGUUUGACGAAGCGAUGAGCUGCUGCGCGGAAUUGUUCCGACAGGCGUCCGAUAGGAAAAGUCAAUUGUUCACGGCUAAUUUGAGUGUGUCGUAUCGUGCACCGGUGGAUGUCCCCGCCGUGGUGAUGAUCCGGAUAUGGUUGGAACGCCGCGAUGGAAGAAAAUGGUUCCUGCGCGGCAAGUUGACGGGCGAGGACGGCGCCGUGAAAGCAGAAGCCGAGGCCCUGUGGAUCAGUGCAAAGACCAAAGAAAAUCUAUAACAUCAUCGGCGCUACGAAGCAAGCGUAUCAUUGUGACCAAACAAAAAG